UCAAACCUGUGUUUUUAUUGGCUUGUUCGAGGGACUGGCUAAAGCUAUUGAGUGACGUUCUUUACAGCGGCCAUUGCAAUCACCCGGCGAGUGUAUCUGGAGGUCGGGUCUUCGACAGAAAGAGCAUAACCAUGGCAGGCCGCAGAGCUGCAAUCAAGGCUGUAGACUGGAUGGCGUUUGCAGAGCGGGUUCCCCCAAAUCAAAAAGCAAUGUUCAAUGCCCUGAAGACCCGCUGUGAUACUGCGGCUGCCAAACUGACGUCUCUCCCAGAGAAGCCACCAACCAUUGACUGGGCGUAUUACCGUGCUGCAGUUACCAAGGCAGGCUUGGUAGAUGAAUUUGAGAAAAAAUUUAGUGCCAUUACAAUCCCUGAACCAAAGGAUACUCAGUCAGAGAAGAUAAAUGCCCAGGAGCAGGAAGCUGCUAAGAGUGCUGCAACCUACAUCCAGGAAUCGAAAGCCAGGAUUUCUCAGUAUGAAAAAGAGUUAGAGAAAUUCAGAAACAUGAUCCCCUUUGACCAGAUGACCAUUGAAGACUUAAAUGCAGCAUUCCCAGAAACCAGACUGGACAAGGAAAAGAAUGUGUACUGGCCUCACAAACCUAUCAGUGAAUUGUAAAAUCUGAGAACAUCAUUGUAGAGUCACCAAUGUAUAGUGGUUCUUUUGUGACUUUGUUAUAAGAUGUCGUAACUGAAUAAAGGCCUGAGAUUUAUGGUG
Spea bombifrons (plains spadefoot toad) is the source of this 716-nucleotide messenger RNA. RefSeq names its product ATP synthase peripheral stalk subunit d (gene ATP5PD). Gene Ontology annotation, molecular function: proton transmembrane transporter activity. The record is from RefSeq and is a predicted model, not a curated record. The transcript has 6 exons. NCBI's taxonomy places the organism in Eukaryota, Metazoa, Chordata, Amphibia, Anura, Pelobatidae. The coding region runs from base 132 to 617 and encodes 161 amino acids. Gene Ontology annotation, biological process: proton motive force-driven ATP synthesis.